Molecule: messenger RNA, 3714 nt
Organism: Anolis sagrei ordinatus
Lineage: Eukaryota; Metazoa; Chordata; Lepidosauria; Squamata; Anolidae
Gene: PHTF1
Product: putative homeodomain transcription factor 1
Cellular component (GO): endoplasmic reticulum
Source: RefSeq, a predicted model, not a curated record
CCCUCCCGUCCGCCCCUCGUUUCCAUGGAGACGGCCGGGAGCUGGGCCGGCGCCUCUCGGGGCCUCGGCCCGGUUCGGCGGAAAGAAAGAUAAUUGGAUGACCAGCGCCUGAGAUGCCAGAUGGCCUCCAAUGGGGAAGAUGCCAUUGCUUGGUACCAGAAGAAGAUUGGUGCCUAUGAUCAGCAAAUAUGGGAAAAAUCUAUAGAACAGACGGAGAUGAAGGGAUUUAAGAACAAACCCAAAAAGAAAGGUCACAUCCAGCCUGAUUUGAUAGAUGUUGAUUUAAUUAGAGGUUCCACAUUUGCUAAAGCUAAGCCUGAAAUCCCUUGGACAUCACUUACGAGGAAGGGCCUUGUUAGGGUUGUGUUCUUCCCCCUCUUCAGUCGAUGGUGGAUUCAAGUCACUUCUUGGCGCAUUUUUACAUGGCUGCUUAUGCUCUACCUCUUACAAGUUGUAGCAAUUGUGUUGUACUACAUAAUGCCGGUUGUGAGUACAAGUGAAAUUAUUGGACCAUUGUGCCUUAUGCUACUGAUGGGAACUGUACACUGUCAAAUAGUAUCUACUCAGUUAACAAAGCCCUCGGGAAUCAAUGGGAGCAGUAUUGGCCGAAGAAGGAGAAAAAUGCGCAAAUUUGCAGGAGGUGAUGGGAGCUCUACUUCUUCUGUUGACAAAAUCGUCAAAGAAGACGAGUCCCCAGAGUUUUCAUCACGGAUCAGCAGCUUCUUUGGCUCGGUGUUGCGCAGAAGGAGCAGGGAGGGGUAUGGUUGGGUGAAAAGAGGAAAACGAGUAGCUGAUAAAGGGACGGAGACAGAACAUAACACUGACAUUAAGCGAAGGAUUUCCAAAUCUGACCAUGGUUUGCAAUGGACCAAGGAAUCUGGAACAGUAUUAUGUGUAGAAAAAAACCAGCAGGAAGAAGAUCAUGCAGGGAGAAUGGAGUCUAAACCAACAGGUUUUCAGUGGAAUAGCCACGCUGAGUCCCUUCGGGGAGAUAGUGGCAAGGAUUUGUACACCGCCUUGAGUCCCCUCCAGAGUCGAGAAAAGCAGAGUAGAAAUGAAAUUAGUACCAGACGCCCUGGCAUCUCUGAUGAACUGUCAAGUGAGGAGGAAGCUGAUUCAGUGAGCCAGAAAGUUUUGCUGCGCAGAUGUGUGGAAGGUGCACCAAAUGUCAAUGAAAAUCAGAUCAGGGUGCCUUCUGUUGGAUCAGGGCCACUUCCCACCAAGUCAAUAUCACAGGUCAAGGAAGUUAUGAAAUCUAUGCAAGAUUCUGACAGCAUAGCCGAAUCAGAACUGGAAACAGUGCUUCAUGAGGAAUUCAGACCUUCUUUCAGUAGUGAAUCCCGGAGUGGGAGUGCAUCCCACAGAGAUUCAGAAAGCACCCGCCAUGACUCUGAGACGGAGGAUAUGCUGUGGGACGACCUGCUCCAUGGGCCCGAGUGCCGCUCCUCUUACACCAGUGACAGCGAGGAAGCCAAAGGGAAAGAUGCAAAAGGAAGCAAAAGAGACUCGAAGGAGGAUGUUUUCCAGCAGAACCAUUUAUUCUGGCUGCAGAAUACAAGUCCUGCCUCUACCAAAGUGAGUGCUCUCAUUUGGGAGGGGAAUGAAUGCAAGAAGGUGGACAUGUCCGUGUUGGAGAUCAGUGGAGUUAUCAUGAGUAGGGUUAAUGCUUAUCAACAAGGUGCUGGUUAUCAGUGGCUGGGAAAUAUUGUUACAGUUGGUUUAGCCUUCCUCCCUUUCCUCUAUCGGCUCUUCCACUCAAAGACUUUGGAACAACUGUGGUCCCUUUCUAUGAAAGAACUUUUAUACAUCUUUUGUGGGGCUCCCACAAUCCCCCCUGUUAUUCUCCUUGCUAUCAUCAUCUUCCUUGAGCGCCUGUGCCUUACCUGGAUGUUUUUCUUCAUGAUGUGUGUUGCAGAGAGAACGUAUAAACAGCGAUUUUUGUUUGCUAAACUUUUUAGCCAUAUCACAUCAGCUCGAAAGGCCAGGAAGUAUGAAAUCCCUCAUUUCAGGCUCAAGAAAGUGGAAAAUAUUAAAAUAUGGUUAUCGCUUCGUUCUUACCUAAAGAGGCGAGGUCCACAACGGUCUGUUGAUGUGGUGGUAUCCUCCAUCUUCUUACUGGCUCUAUCUAUUGCUUUCAUAUGCUGUGCACAGGUUUUAAAAGGUCACAAGACAUUCCUGAAUGCGGCUUACAACUGGGAAUUUCUAAUCUGGGAAACGGCCCUCCUCCUCUUCUUGUUACGUUUGGCAUCCCUAGGCUCUGAAACCAACAAGAAAUACAGUAAUAUUUCAAUUCUGCUCACUGAGCAGAUUAAUUUAUAUCUAAAGAUGGAAAAAAAACCAAAUAAAAAAGAACAGCUGACACUGGUGAACAAUGUUCUAAAACUCUCUACAAAACUCUUGAAGGAGUUAGAUACACCGUUUAGACUCUACGGUUUGACAAUGAAUCCUUUAAUCUACAACAUAACACGUGUGGUGAUCUUGUCUGCCGUCUCUGGUGUAAUAAGUGAUCUACUGGGAUUUAAUAUCAGACUGUGGAAAAUCAAACCUUGACAAAGGAGAAGCCGAGCUCCUUUCCCAGAGCACAAGAAUUGUGGGCUGUGCUGCACAGACAUGGUAUGACAGUUGAAGAUGCAUUGCCUCUGUAAAAAUGAGAUAUAUGCUAGUUCUCAGCAGCAACACAAAUCUUGCCCUUUCUUCAAACAUUCUCACAGGAUUUCAAAAUAGAUUGCUUUAUUCCCAGUAAGAUCAUGGCUUGAAAGAGAUGAUUAAGUGAGCUUUAUUACACUAAAGUCUCUUAAUGAGGCAAACUUGCAGCCCCAGUCCAGUCGGAUAUAAUUUUAUUUAGCAACUUUUUGUGGGACAACAAAGCCACUUUUUCUAGUUUAUUGUAGUCAUCUCUAGCUGUAAAAGAGAAAAUUAAGGUGUGCUGCAAGCAGGUCUUUUAAUGAGGUGUCUGAGUUAUUUGCUAUGCAAGUUUUACAUUUAGACAGGUGGUUGUUUCUGCCACAGUUUGGACGGUGCUGUUGACCUACUUAAUAUUUGUCCAAGUGUCUCUAAUGAAGAGAUUUUUCUUGAAUUGCACCAGGCUUAGUAGUGAUUUAAAAGGGAGGAAAACAAAAUCUAUCUGUACAAGCUGAGGAUAUCCUCUUCAGGCAUUUGCCAGUUGAGGCUUCAGUUGCUUAGUAACACACAAACAGCACCAGAAGGUGGCUUACAGUUGGCCUGUCACACACCAGGAGAGGAGAGGAUUUUUUCUGGUAAUUAGCAUUUUCCAAAUAAUUCAUGUGAAUUCAGACCAGUCAGAACAAGCAAAGCAGUCUCUCCAUGAAAGAACACAGCAAUGCUUCUAUGGUGCCGUAGAGAGAGAGCAGAUGUUUUAUGCCAUUAGAGUGAAUUAGAAAGCCAAACUUCUGCUGGGAUACAUUGCACCCCCUGCUGAUGGCAUUUAGCCUCAUGGAAGUGAGUUGGCCCUGUGGGUUUUCCCGCCAUAGUGGCCUGUUGAUGUAGCACUUUUCACACAGCUCCUCAGAUGCAGUACAAGUUGCAGGGUUGUGUCUCUGUGAAGCUGCCCUAGAGGUGCAUCCCCCAUGGGUGGAAACAGUAUUUGUUGCAUACAUUUACAUUUCAAAUGGAUGCCAGUUUCCAAAUGUGUAUACACUCAGUAAAACCACAAGGAGCUAGAUAUUUAUUCCAGGUCAUAACAGAAAUGUGAAA